AGCAGACGAUAUUUACAGGAAUCAUACGACAAGUAGACAGUGGGCAAAAUGGUGGCAGACGAGAAAUUAUUUUUCUCGAAAGCCGUCCAACAUUUAGCUAGAUGUUUAGCAGCGAUUAAACCUACACCAUGGGAGAAGGUUACACAGUUGUUCAAGUUAUGCCCACAAGAAUCUGCUCAGGGUAUAUACCGAUUGGAUCAAAGAGGACAAGAUACAACUAUUGCAUUGGGAAUAUAUUUUCUGGAAUCUGGUUUACAACAUCGGGAUAAGAUAUUACCAUAUCUUUUGCGAUUACUACGUGGUCUUCCAAAAGCUGUAUGGUUGGAUGAGGUCAAAUGUUUACCUAGUGAACGUAUUCCUGUUGCUGAACGUUUUAGUUUCUGCUUAAACACAUUACUCAGUGAUGUUGCAUCUAGAUGUGAAUCUGUACGCGAAGAAAUUAUUUCUACUCAAGUAGAAAUAUUAGCAGUUUUAACAAAUCUUAUUAGGGGAUACAAAGAUCAAAAUGGGAAUAGAGGAAUGCAAGCAAAAUUAUCAUUAUGCAAAUGCUUAGUUCCGGUAUUAAUUGGUUUAGCUCGAUCUAUGGGUCGCUUUGCUUAUACUGAUCCACCUCUUUUAUGCCGAAUUUUUCCGAGACCGGAACCACCUCUCUCAGUACCAAAAGUAGAAAUGCGUUUAACAUUGGAUAAAAAGCAGCAUAGCUUUUCGAACUUUCGACCGAUUAUUCCUCGAUCAUUAAGCGGUAACUUCAAUCCUCAUCCGGCUAUAGACACUGCACCAAGUCUACUAAUUGGGGAUCACGAAUAUUCUUACGCCAAACGACCAUCGUUACAAUCUUACUCAUCGGUGCCCUAUGAUCCAGCCACAUAUUUUUUUAGUAGAUAUGGAUCAAGUUUCAAUCAGUUUCCUCAAAUGAGAUGCAAUGAAAGUCCUGAAAGGAGAGCUGCCAUGCAAUUUAAUGUGGUACAUUUACAAAGUGUACUGGCUUUGGCAAAGAAAUUGCUUACUAAAGAAAUUUUAAUGUUCCUUGAUGAGGAAACUCAGCAAGUUUACAACUCCGGACAGGUGCAAAUAUUUCCUUAUCGUACAUUUAACGAGACAAUGAAUCUAGUAAUGGUUGCUCUUUUACGGGAAUUGUUACAAAAUCAACGUGAUUUGCCUAUUCCUUUUACAAGAGACGUACAAGAGUUUGUGAAAGGUCUCUUUCUAUCCGGUCAAACAGAAUUGCAAUCACGUCAACAUGAUGCAAGUGAACGCGAAGAUAUGGACACUAAUUUUAGAACUGUAAAUAGGUUUAAAGUAAACGUUAUGGCUAAUUCUGCGUGUGUCGAUCUUCUUGUUUGGGCAAUUGGUGAUGAAACUGUGAGAGACCAGUAUGAUUUGUCCGCGCUAUUCGCAGAUAUCAGUUCAAUGCUGAUUGGCGAGGGUGCAGAUAGUUUAUGUGGUCGUUUAGUUGAAAAGAUUAAUUCUAAUCAUGGACCAAAACUGGUGCUGGCGCAUAUGCCUUUAUUAAUGGUAUGCCUUGAAGGAUUAGGAAAAUUAGCGCAAAAGUUUCCUAAUAUAGCGAGUACAUCUAUAUAUUAUCUUCGGGACUUUCUUGUUGUUCCAUCUCCUAUACUACUUAAAUUACACCGUCAACAAAGUGAAAGAGGGAAAGAUAUGCAAGAUUCGAAACAAACUACUUCGUCAAUACAAACAGCCUUUGAAAAACUACGCGACGCAGCUAUUGGCAAUCUUUGCAUUGCUCUAGAAGCUGCUCAUUCUGUAAAUCCAGAUUGUGUACCAGCAUUAGUUGCCAGCGUCUCGAAUAGAUUAUUUGCUGCUGACAUAUGUGACGGUGAAUCCGAUGACAGGUCGAAUAGCGAAUUAAUUUCGAAAAACAUAGUAAUCAUGUUGGGGCAUGUUGCCGUUGCGUUGAAAGACACCCCAAAGACUAUGCGUACAAUAUUCCCAUUUUUUCAGCAAUUAUUUUGUCGUACUCCGAGUGAUCUUGAUUUUCUGAUCGUGGAUCAGUUAGGAUGUAUGAUCAUUGCGAAAUGCGAAUCAAAGAUUUACGAAGGCAUAAUGCAAAUGUUUUCUAUGUCGCUGGGCUCGAGUACCGCAACUUAUGCUUCGAACGAUGAUCGUAAACAAUAUUGUCACGUAGCUAAGGCAGUCACAAAUGCUCUUGCAAAUAUAGCAGCAAAUCUUCAAGGUGAAUCAGAAUUGGACGAUUUGCUACUUCACUUGCUUGAACUUUUUGUUCAACUCGGACUAGAGGGUAAACGUGCCAGCGAUAAGGCGUCAAAUAACGUUUCAGUAACGAAAGCAGCAACUAGCGCAGGAAAUUUGGGUGUGCUUAUUCCUGUAAUCGCUAUAUUAGUAAGGCGACUUCCGCCGAUCAGACAUCCAUACAAGAGACUCCUAAAACUUUUUAAAGACUUUUGGCUUUAUUGUGUCGUAAUGGGUUUCGCUGGUGAUCAAGCAUCGAGAUUAUGGCCUGCAGAAUGGUACGAAGGUGUCAAAGAAAUUGCUGUAAAAUCACCUUACCUUAUUUCGCAAACUAGUGCACGUCUUGAAAUGAGAGAAUUGCAGUAUACUUCAGCUGUACGCAAUGAUAGCGUUUCUUUAAACGAAUUGCAAGAAUUGAGGAGUCAAGUAUUAAAACUAAGUACUCGAACUAAUGAUAUAUCCCAAUAUGUAACAAAAUUGCAAUUUGCACAGUGUACAUAUUUAUUAUCAGUCUAUUGGUUAGAGACUUUGAGGGUGGCAAACAGUCCUGAACCUAGUUUACAACCAAUAAUGGAAUAUUUAUGCGAUACAGAUUUGCAAAAAGAUAAGAGCGGCAUGUGGCAGUGUAUAUGUUGUGUUGCUGAUUCCGUCUUUGUAAAAUUCAAAGAUGUUAUGCAGCGUAAACCGAAAGACGAAAGGCGCGAGAAAGAACUCGAAAAUCAUGCUCAAUUUCUUCUCGUGUAUUUUAAUCAUGUACAUAAACAGAUUAGACGGAUAGCGGACAAGUAUCUUAGUGCACUGGUGGAUGCGUUUCCGCACCUUCUAUGGAAUUGCAAAGUGCUUUGGAGUAUGUUGGAUAUAUUACAGAUUUUAUCAUUCUCGUUACAAAUUGAUCCAAACGAAGAGACACCAAUUUUACGAAUACCUGGUACACCAUACAGUAUAGAACUUACGGAUACGCUCGAAGCAAGAGAGAUUAUUGUGAAAGAUUUCACUGCGAGAUGUAAAGGUAUAGUACAAGAAGCCAUGAAGUGGGCGCCUCAAGCCACUAAAUCGCAUUUACAGGAAUAUGUAAAUCAAAUUCCGUCUUCUAGAUUAAAACACCAUUCUGGUUUAUGUUUGUCUACGGAUUCAGUUCUUGAAUUUGUGGACCUUGCUAUUCCAACAUCGGCCUUACCAAACACUAAUUCGUUAGAUAAACGACCACGUGGUCCAAAAGGAGCCAGCUCGUGGCUUCUGUCGAUGAUGUCUACACGUUCACGAUAUGCUGGAGAAAUAGCAGGAAUGCUAUCGUUGGCGCAAACCGAAUCAUCUACUUCCGAAAUAUCUUUUGAAGAAAUUAGAAACAAAGUUAUUGACUUAUUAAUUGAUGCUGUGUGGAUGGCUUGUCGUGCUCGAAAUGAUGUUAACCAUCGUAGCGCUCUUUGGCGUGCUACUGCAUUAUUAAUUUCUAUGCCUGGGACACAUAGACGUUUGCUGCAUACAGUAGCUUCUUCGCAAAUUGAAUUGUUCACUCCUGCAGCUAUGACAACAGCAGUUGAAUGCUGGCAGUGGAUACUUACCGUACGGCCAGAUUUGAAACUGCGCUUUUUACAAGAAAUGUUUGUUGCGUGGCAGUAUACUGUUGACAAAAGAAUGGGUUUGUUCGCACCAGACGAAGAAGAAGUCAGUCCGUUAGCAGUAUACGAGGGUUGCAAGUUAGGUUCAAAUCCUCCCCAAGUGAAACCUCAUGAUAUUUGGGUUACAUUUAUCGUAGAAUUGAUUGAAACUGCUAAAUAUUGCUGUCAAGAAACGGUUGAUAUGAUUGUCACAUUAUUACAUCGGUCAUUGCCUAUGACUGUUGGUGCUUCUGGCGAAGAGCCUGGAAUGAGUCGCCAUGUUGCUGCAGUUGGAGUGCGCUUUAAAUUGCUUUCUUGUGGACUUCUUCUUCUUCAAGGAGAUAUUUUACCGAGGACAUUAAGUAAAAACGUACUACGAGAACGCGUAUAUUGUAAUUGUUUGGAUUAUUUCUGUCGAGAUCGUCAAGUACCAACGCAAGAACUAGAACAAUUACACGAGGAUUUAGUUACGCUUAUACGUUUCUGGCAAGUAAUGCACAGUGACAAAAAAUAUUUGGUUAUGACUGGCACCGACAGUGAAUUUGAAAUGUUAACAUCCCAAUCGUAUUCAACUGGUGCUUUUGGACCUAGUGAAACAAUUAGUUCUUUGAGUACGUCCUUUGGUACAACGAAUGCUGACUUUUCGAAAACACCGACAAGCGUAUGGAUUAAUACAGUUCCAAUGUCUACUAGUAGCAAUACUUUGGGCAAACGUAGUAAUCGUAGCAAACGUGUUAUGAACGCUAACGUCUUUGUAAAAGAUUAUAUAAAAAAAAGAAAUUUGAUCCUCGAACUGUUGGCAGUCGAAAUAGAAAUGUUAUUAGUUUGGAGAAAUCCUAGUGGGAGACAAGAGCUUGCACUUCCAGGUGAAUCAAGUAUUGCAGAAUGGCGCGCUAAGGGAAUGAAUGAUCGGUGGCGAGAAUAUACGCGACUUGCAUGGGAAAUUAGUCCUAUCCUUGCCAUAUUUUUACCAGUUCGAUUAAAGAAUUCUGAAAUUAUUAUCAAGGAAGUAUGUGGACUUGUUCGCCUUAAACCUGUGCCGGUUAUGCAUGUCCCAGAAGCUUUACAAUAUCUCGUUACGACUGAUACAUUACUUAACGAUGUACCUGAAUUGGUGUAUAUGUUAACAUGGGAGAGAGUAUCACCUAUUCAAGCACUAGCAUACUUCUCUCGUCAAUUUCCUCAUCAUCCAAUUUCUGCACAAUAUGCAGUAGAGGUACUAAGUAGUUAUCCAGCAGAUGCUGUACUUUUUUAUAUACCACAACUUGUACAAGCUGUACGCCAUGAUACUAUGGGUUAUGUGAUAGAAUUUAUAAAGAAAAUCGCAAAACGUUCACAGGUUGUAGCACAUCAACUAAUUUGGAACAUGUAUACAAAUAUGUAUGUGGACGAAGAUAAACAAAUAAAAGAUCCAGUUUUGUAUGAUAUACUAGAUUCGCUUGUAAAAAGUAUUUUAGGAUCGUUAUCUGGUCCAGCGAAACAAUUUUAUGAAAGAGAAUUCGACUUUUUCGAAAAGAUUACGAAUAUUUCAGGUGAUAUAAGGCCAUAUCCUAAAGGUCCUGAACGUAAAUCAGCGUGUCUAAAAGCUUUGUCACAAAUUAAAGCACAGCCAAGUUGCUACUUGCCAUCUAAUCCUGAAGCAAUGGUAAUUGAUAUUGAUUAUCAAAGUGGAACUCCUAUGCAGAGUGCCGCAAAAGCACCAUUUUUAGCGCGUUUCAAAGUUCGAAAAUAUGGAAUUAAUGAAUUAGAGAAUAUUGCAUUAGCAGUAUCAACUAAUGGUAAAGUUGAUAUUAAAAGAGAACCAGAAAAAGAGACGUGGCAAGCUGCUAUUUUUAAAGUCGGAGAUGAUGUUAGACAAGAUAUGUUAGCUUUACAAGUGAUCAGUAUUUUCAAGAAUAUAUUUGAAAAAGUUGGAUUAAAUUUAUUCUUGUUCCCAUAUAGAGUAGUAGCUACGGCACCUGGGUGCGGUGUGAUAGAAUGUGUACCUAAUGCAACUUCACGUGAUCAACUUGGUCGCACCACUGAUAUUGACAUGCAUCAAUAUUUUAUCACACGUUAUGGAGAUGAAACGACAAAAGAAUUUCAGAACGUACGUCGUAAUUUUGUGAAAUCAAUGGCUGCCUAUAGUGUAAUCACAUAUCUUUUACAAAUAAAAGAUCGCCACAAUGGCAACAUUAUGUUGGACACAGAAGGUCAUAUCAUACAUAUCGAUUUUGGAUUUAUGUUUGAAAGUUCGCCUGGUGGUAAUUUAGGCUUUGAGCCUGAUAUUAAGCUAACAGAUGAAAUGGUGCUCGUAAUGGGUGGUAAAAUGGAGGCCGCGCCUUUUCGUUGGUUCAUGGAAUUAUGUGUACAGGCUUUUCUCGCCGUUAGACCUUACCAGGAAGCUAUUAUUUCUCUGGUUUCUCUAAUGCUUGAUACCGGAUUGCCAUGUUUCCGUGGACAAACGAUAAAACUUUUACGCGGCAGAUUCGUGCCGACAGCAACUGAUCGCGAAGCGGCGGCCUAUAUGCUCAAUGUAAUACGUAACAGCUACCUCAAUUUCCGUACGAAAACUUACGACAUGAUACAGUAUUAUCAAAAUCAAAUUCCCUAUUAGAUUACUAUUUCUAAGUAACUUUCGUUAACGAUUGUUAAUUUAUAAUGGAGAAAUUCAUUAUUUCUGCAAAGAUUGUUGAAUGAAUACACCAUGUACUAUAUUGUUAGAUGCAACAGCAUUGAAUCUGUUGUCUGUACAAACCCCUCAGUGUCAAUGUUAUUCUUAAACUCACAUAAAUUUUAUGGAAGCAUUGAGCUCUGUAUGUAUGUAACAAUAAUGUAUUAUAAAGUGGAAAGAAAUUAUCUGAUAUGCCUGCUAUCAAGCAGAAGAUAUGAGAAACAUUCCUCUGUUUAUUAUUUAUAUACUGUUAUCAGUUAAACAUUAAAUGGGAGUGUAAUUAAACAAUCUGUAAUUUAAUUAUAAGUAUCUUAUAUUAACUAAAGAUUACAUGUAAGACUUCUAUUUAAAUUAACUGUAUUUAUUAUAUAUUACAAUCAAAGUAUAACUAA
Bombus pyrosoma is the source of this 6854-nucleotide messenger RNA. RefSeq names its product phosphatidylinositol 4-kinase alpha (gene Pi4KIIIalpha). The coding region runs from base 49 to 6405 and encodes 2118 amino acids. Gene Ontology annotation, cellular component: plasma membrane; cytoplasm. Lineage: Eukaryota; Metazoa; Arthropoda; Insecta; Hymenoptera; Apidae. Gene Ontology annotation, molecular function: 1-phosphatidylinositol 4-kinase activity. Gene Ontology annotation, biological process: phosphatidylinositol phosphate biosynthetic process; phosphatidylinositol-mediated signaling. The transcript is spliced from 23 exons. The record is from RefSeq and is a predicted model, not a curated record.